Asterias rubens (European starfish) is the source of this 2880-nucleotide messenger RNA. Its product is annotated as 2-hydroxyacyl-CoA lyase 1-like. NCBI's taxonomy places the organism in Eukaryota, Metazoa, Echinodermata, Asteroidea, Forcipulatida, Asteriidae. Gene Ontology annotation, molecular function: catalytic activity; thiamine pyrophosphate binding; magnesium ion binding. Gene Ontology annotation, cellular component: peroxisome. The transcript has 17 exons. The record is from RefSeq and is a predicted model, not a curated record. Gene Ontology annotation, biological process: fatty acid alpha-oxidation. Bases 121 to 1836 code for a protein of 571 amino acids.
CCUGGACAUCAAUCACUCAGUUUGUUUACUUUGUCAACAAUCAACAAAUUCAUUGCUCAACGAUUACUAGUGCGAAACAACGCUGUGUUUCAAGAAAGCAUUGCAUACAAUUUCCCCAAAAUGGAUGGAGCAUCAGUGAUUGCAGAGGCACUCAAGGCACAGGGAGUAGAGUAUGUCUUUGGCAUCGUUGGAUUCCCGGUGAUUGAGGUUGGAAUGGCUGUCCAGGCAGCGGGUCUUCAGUAUAUCGGAAUGAGGAACGAGCAAGCGGCGGCAUAUGCGGCUGGAGCUAUUGGAUACCUAACUGGGAGGCCUGGAGUGUGUCUAGUUGUUUCUGGACCUGGGAUGUUGAACACCAUCUCUGGAUUGGCAAAUGCAACGAUAAACUGUUGGCCCAUGCUUGUUAUAGGAGGGGCCAAUGACAAGGAUCAAGAUUCUAUGGGAGCCUUUCAAGAAUAUCCACAGGUCGAGAGUGCCAGACUUUGUGCUAAAUACACAGCUCGACCUGCUAGUGUCAGCCAGAUCCCAUUUUAUAUUGAAAAGGCUGUUCGUAUCAGCAUGUAUGGUCGACCCGGAGCCGCUUAUAUUGACAUCAGUGGUGAGCUGGUCAACCAAACAGUUCCUGAGGAAUCCAUUAGGAUUAUGCCCAAGGUGGGGCCACCUCCCCCGAUGCUCGGUGACCCAGGGCUAGUUGAAGAGGCUGUUCGUCUCCUGACAUCUGCCAAGAACCCUCUGAUCAUCAUUGGCAAAGGAGCGGCAUAUGCCAAUGCUGAAGGAAGCGUCCGUGAGUUGGUGACGAAAUAUGGCUUUCCGUUCAUCGCUUCCCCAAUGGGGAAAGGCGUUGUUGAAGAUGACCAUCCACAGUGCGUUAUUGCAGCAAGAUCAAGGGCGUUACUGCAGGCAGAUGUCAUACUACUUCUGGGUGCAAGACUUAACUGGAUUCUUCACUUCGGUUUACCACCUAGAUUCAACCCUACAGCUAGAUUUAUUCAGAUUGAUAUAUGCCCGGAGGAAUUGGGCAACAACAUCGGAACAAACAGACUGCUUGGCGUGGCUGGGGACAUCUUGUCAGUCACUAAUCAGAUGUUGGAGGCCUUCCAAUCUCUUAAUCCCAACUGGAUGUAUCCCAGCAACACCCCCUUUUGGCAGAGUCUAAGGAGCAAGGUAUCGGCCAAUCAGAAAGCGAGUCAAGAGUUAAGCGUGGACAAGUCGGUGCCCAUGAGCUUCUACUACGCCCUGGGGCAGGUGCAGAAAAUGAUUCCAAGAGAUUCGAUCAUCGUCAGUGAAGGUUCAAGUACUAUGGAUAUUGGUCGGACAGUUCUGCUCAAUCAUUCACCAAGACACAGAUUGGAUGCAGGGACAUUUGGAACGAUGGGAGUUGGUCUGGGGUUCUCAAUUGCUGCGGCAUUGCUUGCCAGGGACAGAUGGCCUGGGAAAAAGGUUGUGUGUGUUGAAGGGGACAGCGCAUUCGGAUUCUCUGGGAUGGAGGUUGAAACAAUAUGCAGGUACAACCUACCUAUCCUCAUGGUUAUUGCUAAUAACAACGGGAUUGGCAUGGGCAUCGAGGCAGAAACAUGGAACGAUGUAGAGGUCAAAGAUCGCUCUGUAGAGAUUCCAGUCACAGGCCUUAUGCCUGAUACUCGCUAUGAAAAAAUAAUUGAAGCGUUCGGCGGGAAGGGGUACUUUGCUAGGACCCCUACAGAGCUUGAGGGCGCUCUUCGUGAGAGUCUCACCACAUAUGCCGAUAAACCGGUCAUUAUUAAUGUGGCAGUGAACCCCCAAUCGACCAGAAAAAGCCAGGAUUUCAAUUGGCUGACAAGAACAGAGAGCAAGUUGUAGGAGCAAAGGUUCCCCGAGGGUUUGUGUUUUGACCAGAUGACAAAUGCUGCGUGUACAACUCUAGCACCUUGGUUUGGGAUUUUUGGUUGGGGAUGUAAAAAGACACCACUAUUCAAAAUUUAGUAAAGGUAUUGGCACGGUGGUAAAUCAUACAUAAAGCCAUGUUAAAAUUUGAUGUAUAAAAAUGUAAAUUUUGACACUUGUAGUAGGUGUAUUGGGCCAAUAAUUGAAUUCAUUAAACAAUCUCAGCUCCCUGAACUGAUUGAUCUCUGCCAUAGCAGGUACCCAUUUACCUCUGGGUGAAGAGAAGCAAUUAAAAGUCAUUGUAUUGCUCAAGAAUAUAAGUGUCAGGAUUUGAAUCCACAUCCCAAUAAUUUCCCCGCCAAAACUUGAAUAACUCAGCCAUGGCAUGCCUCAAAGGUUCAAAUGGGAUGAUAUGUAUUUUCUUUAUACACAUUUGUCAUUAUACAUAUCAAUUGAAAUUUUGUCAGAAAUAUUUUUGAUACAAUGUGUUUUUUGAUGUAUGGUGUAUCAGGUGCAAUAAAUUUUGGAUUUUGAUUAUUCUAAAGUAAUAUCUUUAAGUAUUAUCUUUUUGGGGAGGGGGAACGGUUUCAGAUUGGAAAAAAAAGAAUUUGCAGGAGAUAUAACAAAACGACUGUACAAGAAACAAUCUUUCAAUUUUUUUGUCUUUUCUUAAAACAAUCAGAUUUGAAUUCCUUUAAGUUUGUGGGUGUCUUCCUUCUUUUGUUUAGUUGUGAUCAUAAUCUUCUAGGUUAUUAAUGGCUCAGAAAUUUGGGGGAAUUUAUCAUUGUUGUCACUAAUUAAUUAUUUCAAAAUAUCAACGUUUUCAAAAUGGAAAUUUAAUUUGUCUCUCAGUUGUGUUUUGAAGCCAUACUAUUCCACAAUCCUCAUUCGGAGUUGUGCACAACUUUGAGAAAACUGCAAGAAUUCGUGAUUUGGGUUGAUUUUGCCCUGGUGUCAAGUUAAGUAAAAAUUUAUAAAAUGUUUAUUUCUGUAAUAAAUAAACUGAUGUUGUAAUUAAAA